Messenger RNA from Aspergillus tubingensis, 1710 nucleotides. RefSeq names its product tannase. The transcript has a single exon. Bases 1 to 1710 code for a protein of 569 amino acids. The record is from RefSeq and is a predicted model, not a curated record. NCBI's taxonomy places the organism in Eukaryota, Fungi, Ascomycota, Eurotiomycetes, Eurotiales, Aspergillaceae.
AUGUCGCGCUUGAUAAACCUGGUCGCGAUCCCCGCGACUCUAGCGGCUCUAGCCCAAGCUACCUCCUUGGACGAUGUUUGCACGACAGCUUACAGUCGAUCUGUGCUUCCCGAUCAUCCGGUGUCUGGUGUGACAUUGAACUCGGCCUCCGUUCACGCGAACCCAGUGUACAACUAUACCUCCACGGGAACGGCCUUUUUCGCUUCGACCACAUUUGAUUAUUGCAAUGUCACCAUGACCUACAGCCACGAUGGACUGGACGAUGAGGUUAAUCUACACUUCUGGCUCCCUACCCCUGAUAAUUUUGCCAACCGCUGGCUCUCAACCGGUGGCUUUGCCUACGCGAUAAACCAAGGGACCGAAAAUCUUCCCGAAGGUAUCAUGUAUGGUGCAGCAGCUGGUAUCACUGACGGUGGGUUUGGUGGAUUUGAUGCUGAGAUCUCGGAUGUCUUCCUCAAAGCAAAUGGGACUAUCAAUCGGGAUGCCCUGUACAUGUUCGGUUAUCAGGCUCACUAUGAGAUGAGCGCCAUUGGAAAGGCCUUUACACGCAACUUUUUCAACGUUACUUCCAAACUCUACGCCUACUACCAGGGCUGUUCUGAGGGUGGCCGAGAGGGCUGGAGCCAGGUCCAACGCUUUGCCGACGAAUGGGACGGUGCUGUGAUUGGUGCUCCGGCCAUCAGAUAUGGUCAACAGCAAGCAAACCAUCUCUUUCCCCCGGUUGCCGAAAAGACACUCGGAUAUUAUCCUCCUACAUGCGAACUCGACAAAAUCCACAACAUGACAAUCACGGCAUGCGAUGCUUUGGAUGGCAAGGAAGAUGGAGUAGUUGCGCGAACUGAUCUCUGCAAGCUACACUUCAACAUAAACUCUACGAUCGGGGCUUCCUACUACUGCGAAAGUGACGGCAGCACGCCAGCUCAGAAUGGCUCUGUGACAGCCAAGGGCGCCGCCCUCGUCUCCACACUUCUGGAAGGCCUCCAUACCCUCGACGGGCGUCGCGCAUAUAUCUGGUAUCAGCCCAGCGCUGAUCUCAGUGAGGCGGAAGCUACCUACAACUCAGAGACGGGCGAGUGGGAGGCCGAUAUCAAUACACUAUGGAGUGAGUGGGUAACUGAGUUCUUGGGACUCUCUGAGGUGGAUACCCUUACCUCACCCGAUAAUGUGACGUACGACGACCUCUAUGCCUGGAUGAAACUGGGCUGGCAGCGGUAUGAGGAUGUUCUGCAGACUACCUGGCCUGAUCUGAGUCCCUUCCGCGACGCUGGAGGCAAGAUCAUCCACGUUCAUGGAGAGUCUGACCCCAGUAUCCCGGCGGGUUCUUCUGUCCACUACCACGAAAGUGUCCGUCAGCUUAUGUACCCGGACUUGUCCUUCAACAGUUCCAGCAAUGCUCUUAACGAUUGGAACCGCCUUUAUCUCGUCCCCGGCGGUGCGCACUGCAGCUACAGCGAUGAGCAGCCCAAUGGUGGCUGGCCUUUAACCACUCUGCUUACUCUGAUUGAUUGGGUCGAAAAUGGAGUCAAGCCCGAUCGCUUGAACAAUACCGUUCAGACGGGAUCAAACGCGGGUGAACAAGGCCAGCUCUGCGUUUGGCCUACUCGCCCCUAUUAUCGAAACAACGGUACCGAGUUGACCUGUGUUUUUGACCAGGAAUCUUAUGAGACCUGGGUCUACGACUUCGACGCGUAUGACGCCCCUCUGUAUUGA